AGCCAUAGAGCCACAGCCGUUGAAGACGAAGCUUAAGGAAAACCCUCAGCAUGGGGGUGGCUGAAGAUUUCGCUCCCAGCUUUGUUAAAAAGCCGCAACUGCAUCAAGAGGAUGAUGGCAAUCGUUUGAUUUUUGAGUGCCAGUUAUUGUCGUCUCCAAAACCGGACAUUGAAUGGUUUCGAAGUGACAAUAAACUAGUAGAAGAUGGCCGAACCAAAUUCAAAAUUCAACCCGUUGAAGAUAAUAAAUAUACGGUAGUAUUAGAGCUUGACGAUGUGGUUGAAACGGAUGCUGGACUGUACAAAGUCAAAGCCAAGAACAAGUCGGGGGAAGUCUCUGCGUCUAUUAAUUUAAAUUUCACACAUGGUAAGUUUUCAAUUCUUGAAAACGAACGACAAAUCGACGGUUUCGCGCCGACAUUCGCGAAAAAACCCGCUAUACGACAGGAAGAAGAUGGAAAACGACUAUUAUUUGAGUGCCGCGUUAACGCUGAUCCAAUACCCACCAUUAUUUGGUUCCACAACGGAGCAGCUGUUAAGGAAUCAAUACGCCAUAAGCUUACUGUUGAUAAAGACGUCCAUUCAUAUUUUGCAACACUUGAGAUACUAAAUGUAACAGUUGAGGAUGCUGGCAAAUACAAAGUGAAUGCAAAGAACGAAUUGGGCGAAAGCAACGCUACAAUAAGCCUGAAUUUCGACAGCGACGAAGCCCCCGUGCCGGAAAGCGCAGAAGGCAUUAAGCCAACUUUUACUGAACGACCAGUAAUUCGUCAAAGCGAAGAUGGCGGAAAUGUAACGUUCGAAUGUAGAUGCGUCGGAGAUCCCACUCCAACAGUCACAUGGUCCCAUGGCGAGACUAUACUAAACGAAUCCAAACGCUACAAAAUGUCACUGACAAUGGAUCAAAAACUAUAUCACAUGGCGUGUCUCGAGAUAAGCAGUGUGGUCUCCUCUGACCAAGGUGAAUAUCGCGCGCAAGCGAAAAACAAGCACGGUUCUGGAGUCGCAACUAUUAAUCUUAAUUUCGAAAGUGGAUCGAAAAAAAUUCCAGAUGGAAAGUCGCCACGCUUUCCAAAAAAACCAACGAUCCGCCAAGAAGAGGACCUACUCAUCAUGGAAUGCGUAUUGGAAGCGCAUCCGGUCCCAGACAUUGUCUGGUAUUGCUCAGAUAAGGAAAUAUCCGAUAAUCAAAGAACGAAAAUGACCCGCAAGGCAAUAACUAAAGACAACUACGUUUUGACCCUGGAAAUCCAAAACCCCACAAAAGAAGAUGGCGGCAACUAUCGCUGUAACGCAAUUAAUAUGUAUGGCGAAAGUAAUGCAAACAUUGCGCUUAACUUUCAAGGUGCGAGCGACGCCAAUGGUUUUGCACCAUCAUUUAUCGAGAAACCAAGGAUAAUCCCAAAUGAGUCUGGCACACUAAUAACAAUGAAGUGCAAGUGCAAGGCCAAACCUGAGCCAACCGUAACUUGGUACAGGGGUCAAGACAUGGUGGAGAAGAGUAAGAAGAUAAAAAUAAAUACAACAGUUAUUGCGGAAGACACUUACGAACUGACAUUGGAAAUAAAGGAUCCCGGGGCAACUGAUGGUGGAACCUACAGGUGCAAUGUCAAAAACGAAUAUGGUGAAUCAAACGCCAAUCUUAACCUUAACAUUGAAGCGGAGCCUGAGCCGGAGGGUGAGGGGCCAACGUUCAUUGAAAAGCCGCGCAUUGUAUCCGAAAACAACGGUAAAUUGGUUAUAAUGGAGUGCAAGGUCAAGGCAGAUCCAAAACCAGAUGUAAUUUGGUUCCGCAACGGAGAAGUCAUAAAGGAAAGCAACAAAAUCAAAACGUUUAUUGAGCAGCGUGGUGACCAAUACUACAUUAAGCUGGAGCUAUUAGAUCCCCAACUAGAGGACUCUGGCCUUUACAAGUGCAACAUUAAGAACACCCUCGGCGAGCUGAAUGCGAAUCUUACAUUGAAUAUAGAAAUUGUUCCCGUCAUUAAAGAUAAACCUAAAAUUAUUAAGAUUAUCAAAAAACGAACUGUUAUUAUCGAGUGCACAGUUGCAUCAAAGUUCGAACCUAAGUGUACUUGGUAUAAGGAAACAAACACUGUAAAAGAAAGCAAGAGACACGUUUACCUGGUGGAGCAAACUAAGGACGGAGAGUUUGCUGUCAAACUAGAGAUAAACGAUGUUGAAGAGAGUGAUAAGGGCGCUUACAAAUUGGUGGCUAGUAACGAAAAAGGACAAGCUGUAUCUCAAGUUGUCAAUCUCGUUGAUAUUCCCGAGGAGGAACGCAAGCCCAGCAAGCCGGAAAUCUCCCGAAAGCUCGUUGAUCAAAAGGUUUCCGAGUCAAAGACUUUCGAGCUUUUAAUCAGUCUGGCCCAGUCAGAUCGCAAGUGCAAAAUCGAGUGGUACAAGGGCAGCACCUUAAUACGCGAAACCAAAGACAUUACCACCACGUUCGAUGGAACAACUGCACGACUCACAUUUAGCUCGGCAAGAACGGAACACACUUCAAACUAUAAAGUCAUUGUGACCAACGAAGUAGGCAAGGCCGAAUCGUCGUGCAAGAUUACAGUGGAGAAAGGCACAAAGAAGAAAGAGGAACAACCCAAAGAAAAGGAUAAGUCGAAGGCAGAAAAGGAAAAAGAGGAAAAGGUAAAUAAAAAUAUAAAUACAUCUAAAUGUGUGCAGGACACGCAUCAGGUCUUAGAAUCUGUAACGGCACAGGAGAUUCAAAGCAAGGAACGCCAGGUCGUAGCUAAGAUGGAAGAGCAUUAUAUAAAUCAGAAAUCUAGCACUCAACUAAACACUGUGAGUGUCAUUCUAAGUGAUGAAUCCACCAGCACAGAGGUUCUUGACGAGUUUUCGCAAAGUAGGAAGCGUUCGUUAUUCACUUUAGAUUCAACGUGCGGCGUAACUUUAUAUCAAAUACCGAAAUUAAAAAGGAAAAGUGCAUCAAAUUCUCCUCUGGAUAUAUCUCAGUCGAAUGCAUCUAAGGACCUAUUUGGUGUUACAUUAAAGCCUGUUAGCCAGUUUACUAGUGAUGAGCAAAGAGCAACGGAACAAAUAGGUUUAAAAAAAGUGGAACGAAAGGCAAGUAUUGUGUCUGUCGAAGAAGAGAUCUCGGCAGAAGUACGACGCCAAUCAGUAGUCAAAAUGCAGGACGAGAUCACAGUCGAUGAUAAAAGGGUAUCGUCGAGAAGGACAUCCCUGGCUGUUGAAGACUCUAAAUCUGAAUCCCGGCGGUCGUCUGUCGCUGACAAGAAACCAUUGGAGGUUGAUAGUAAGCAAGUUGACGAUAACAAAAACCCGCAAGCAUUAAGAGAAGAGAUUCCCAAGCUAAAACCCACUGACAAACGUCGAACCUCAAAGGUAAUAGAGGAGCAAAAACCUGCCGAAGAACUGCCAAAGCUGCGUAAAACAUCUAUCGCUCAAGUAAAAGAAGAUGCAAAGCCUGAAGUUGCAAAACCAAAAGCGAAAGCUAAAGCAAAACCAAAACCAAAAUACGAAGAGCUCCCAGAAAUUCCAGACUACGAACGUCCACAGCUAGAAAAGUAUGAAAGAUCUGAUUUUACGCCCACCGACUUUGGUCGUGAACUUGAAAUACCAAACAAAAUGGAAAAACCCAUAUUAGAUAGUGGAAAGAAGGAAUCUGAGGCACCAGUCCAGAAAAAUGGAAUUCCUAAAAAGUCGGAAAUAAUUGAAAAGCCUGCAGAGGAACCCAAGGGCUUGAAAAUCGGCAAAGGUAAACUACCCGAUGAAGAUGACAGUCGAGACGGCGCUAUUCUUAAGCCAGUCAUUAUUGAGCCAGAGGAUAAAUCUGAGAUCGGAAAUAAAAAACCCCAUGAGCAGGCCGAUAAACCAUCUGUACUAGAUAUUAUAAAGCAGCGACGUCGAUCCUCUAUCAGAAAUCUGAUGACUAAGGAACCAAUUCAAAAUGAAUCAUUCCUUGGGGUAGUUUUAAAGCCCGUGAUAAAGGAUGCUAAAGAGCAGGUUGCGCCUCAGCAAGCUAUACAGUUAACGAAGGCAAAUGCGACAGAGCAGUUAUCUCAUACAAAGGCAAUCAAGGCGAAAGUUUCGGACCUAAAAAAGCCAGAAGCUCUAGCGACCCUUGAGGAUGAUUAUGAGCGGCCCGUGUUAGAAAAAUGUGACCCUGUCAACUUCGAUAACAACAAAUCAGAGAAACCUACACCAGCAAUUAUCACACCGGACACUAAACACCCACAAGUAAAAUUGCCGGUAGAAGAACCUAAGGAAGAGAAGCCAAAGGUUUCCAGGAUGCAACCGCCUUCCCCAGGUGAGCCACCGAAGAUAGAAGUAAUACGGGAGAAGCGACCAUCUCUAGCACCGGAGCCGCCAAGUCGCCGUGGAUCUCUUAUCCCGCCAGCCGAUACUGGACGUCGGCCGUCUCUGAUCAUCAAUGAUGAGAAGAAACUCCGUCCCGGCGAAGUAAUGGACACGCGGUUGUUAAGGCCAGGCGAGGUCGGUGAAGGACAGCAAAAGCAACCGCGACCCGGAGAAAUGGGGGACACUAAACAGCGGAGGAGACCGUCGAUUGAUGUACGCCGUCCAAGCGUGCAAGACCUAGAGGAUCUUAUAAACAAGCCAUCCACACCAUUACGUGAUGUGGGUGAUGGCGGUCCUCCUUCAAUCGUUGAUGUCCAAGAAUCUUAUUCUGUUGUUGAAGACUCGACUGCUUACCUUACGGUUGGCAUCGAAGGCAGUCCAGCACCUACAUUCAAGUUCUACAAGGGAGUUAGUGAGAUUCUUGAGGGCGGUCGGUUUAAGUUCCUCACAGAUGGGCAGACAAACACAAUUACCUUGUGUAUGCGUAAGUGCAAGCCCAACGAUGAGAGCAAGUACAAGAUUGUUGUUUCAAACAUUCAUGGUGAGGAUUCCGCCGAGAUGCAGCUCUAUGUAUCAGAUUCAAGUGGCAUGGACUUCCGUGCCAUGCUCAAAAAACGUCGUUAUCAAAAAUGGGACAAAGAUGAACAGGAUCCCAAUUGGGGAGACCUAAAAGAAACGGAAAAACCGUUACCGGCCCUAAAAAAAGUUGAAAGGAAGGUUGAGUCAUUUCUCAGCCCACUUAUCGACCAAUUCGCCAAAGAGGGAAAGGACAAAAAGGUUGUAUUUGAAGCCAGAUUCAGCAAGCCCAAUUGCAAGCCAAAGUGGCUGUUUCGCAAGGACGAGGUGUUUACGGGUAGCAAAUUUAAAUUCAAACAAGAAAAUGAUACUUAUCAGUUAAUCAUUACUACGCCAAAAGUCGAGGACACCGGCAAGUAUACUAUUGAAAUUGGUGGUGUUUCAAGUACCGCAUUUUUAAAUGUCGAAGAAGCCGAUCCCACCUACACAUUUACAAAAGUCCUCAAAAAGAAACUUGAGGGAUUUACUCAGCACGAGACUACUCUGGAGUGCUCCGUCAGUAGCAGUAUGGCUAAUGUGCAUUGGUUCAAAGACAAUAAAAAAUUGGAGUCUGAUGAUCCUCGCUACCUUAUAUCCAAAGAUAUCAACGGCAACCUUAAACUUAUUAUUAAGGACUCUGUACUUGAGGAUGCCGGCCUCUACAGAUGUCAACUGGAUAAGCAACCUGAUAAGACUGAAUGCCACCUAAAGGUUACGGAGUACCCAUACAAGUUUGUUAAAGUUUUAAAAUCUCAACAGUGUAUAGAAAAAGACACUGUGACGCUUGCGUGUGAAAUCGAUGAUGCUAUGGGUGAAGUGCAAUGGUUCCGAAACGGUGAAGAAAUUCAACCUGACAAACGCAUUCAAAUAGUAAAAGAUGGUCGGAAGCGAAAAUUAAUCAUUAAGGAUUGCAAGGUAACGGAUGCAGGCCAAUUUAAAUGUACAACUAAUGCCGACACUACAGAAGCGGAAAUAAUUAUUAAUUAUCAAAACCGAUUUAAUAAAAAACUUAAAGACACUGAUGCCGUUGAAAGAGAAAAAUUGGUCCUUGACGUCGAACUUCAGGAUCAAACAGCGCCAUGCGAUUGGAAGUUUAACGGAGAGCCCAUUGUCCCGAGUGAACGCAUUGAGAUUAAGAACCUAGGUGGCGGCAAGCAUCAACUCGUAUUCAACAGCUUGGAUUUGUCAAAUGAGGGAGAAAUAACUUGCGAGUCUGGACAGCUCAGUUCGAAAUGCAAGCUUUCAAUCCGCAAGGGAGAAAGUAGACCAAACAUUGAUUGUCCUGAUCAAUUUGCAGGACCUAUCAGUGCCCCUGUUCUUGUAGAGGUACCAUUUAAAGUUUCCGGUACAAAACAAACACCUGUGGAGGCCAAAUUAUUUAAGGACGGCAAGCCAUUGCCUGUUAAGGAUGUAGAGGUUGCAGUUACCGAUGACAAAGUCACAUUUAAAAUAAAAAAGCCAUCUAGAGAUUUAUCUGGUCCAUAUCAAAUAAAAAUUUCCAAUGGACAGGGUGAAGAUACUAAGGACGUUCAAAUUAUUUGUCAGGAUGUUCCACAGCCACCCCAGGAAGUUGAUAUUACAGACGUCUAUCAGUCAUCCUGUGUAGUAAACUUUAAGCCUCCGACGGACGAUGGAGGUGCUCCUAUAACCAAAUAUGUAAUCGAACGGCAGGAUUUAAGCAAAAAGCAAGGCUGGGAGCCUGUCGCUGAAGUUUUACCUACUGAGCCAUGUCGAAAAACAAUUGAUGACUUGGUCCCAAAGAAGCAGUACAGAUUCCGUAUUCGUGCUAUCAACGUGAUUGGCCCCUCAGACCCUGCUACUUUCAAAAAUACUAUUCUCGCGAAAGAUCCGUGGGAUGAGCCUGGAAAGCCUAAAGCAGUUGAUCUAACCGAUUGGGAUAAGGAUCAUGCGGAUCUCAAGUGGGAAGCACCCGAUAGUGAUGGCGGAGAUCGCAUAACUGCAUAUAUUGUGGAAUACAAAGAAAAGUUCUCUAACGACUGGGUAGCCGGCAAGGAAGUUGACGGCGAUGCUAGAACUGCAACCGUCGACGGGUUAAAAGAGGGCCAACAGUACGAAUUCCGAGUCCGUGCUGUUAAUAAGGCAGGUCCAGGUGAGCCUAGCGACAAGACUAAAUCGAUUAUUGCAAAAUGCCGAUUUGUAAAGCCCUUCAUUGUUGGGGACGGUCUCAAAAACAUUACCGUUAAGAAGGGACAAACCAUUCGAUUCGAUAUUAAAUAUGACGGUGAGCCAGAACCAACAGCCACUUGGGUAAAGGGAACCGACAACCUAAAGUUUGACAACCAGCGCAUUUGUCUAGACCAGAUGGAAAGGAACUCAUCAAUCACUAUUAAAAAAUCCGUCCGAAAGGACACGGGAAAAUACAAAUUAGUACUGACAAACAGCUCAGGUACUGUUGAGUCCGAGGCUCAAGUUGUGGUUCUUGACAGACCACUUGCUCCUGGGGGACCGUUCGAACCGGAAGAGGUGCGCGCCAAUCAUAUUAAAAUGAAAUGGAAGCGUCCAGAGGAUGACGGCGGUUGUGAAAUUACUGGAUAUGCUUUAGAGCGCAUGGACGAAGAGACAGGCCGCUGGAUACCUGCUGGCGAAGUAGGUCCAAACGAGACUUCGUUUGACUUUAAGGGACUGACGCCAAACAAAAAAUACAAGUUUCGCGUCAAGGCCAUUAAUAAAGAAGGCGAAUCAGAGCCACUUGAAACAUCCGACUCAAUAGAGGCAAAGAAUCCCUAUGAUCCCCCCAGUGCGCCCAGCCAGCCAGUUAUCGAUGAUUACGACAACAAGAGUGUUCUUUUAAAAUGGAAGCGACCGCCGUCAGAUGGCGGUCGACCAAUAACCCAUUAUGUCGUCGAAAUAAAAGAUAAAUUUUCACCCACCUGGAGUGAGGUAGCAAAGACUGAGGAUGCAACUCCUGAGUGUACGGUGGAUGGUCUUAAGGAAAAAAUGGUGUAUCAGUUUCGUGUUAGAGCCGUUAACAAGGCAGGCCCCUCCGAACCUUCCCAGCCCACCGAUAAUCACCUGUGCAAGCACAAAAAUCUCAAACCACAAAUCGAUCGGUCUACUUUCAAACGAGUAACAAUAAAGAGUGGCCGAACUCAUAAAUGGUCAGUUGACGUAAUUGGCGAGCCAAUACCAGAACUGCACUGGAGUUGGAGAGAUGAUAUUCCAUUAACUAACGGGGACCGAAUAAGGAUAGAAAAUGUCGAUUAUCACACAGACUUUACAAUUAAAAAUGUUUUGCGAAAAGAUAGCGGUUUCUACACAUUAAAAGCGGAGAACCGCAAUGGCAUUGAUCGCGAGACCGUGGAAUUAGUUGUUCUAGGAAAGCCCAGCUCGCCAAAAGGUCCCCUUGCUGUUAGCGACGUAACUGCAAAUGGAUGCAAACUGCAAUGGAAGAAACCUGAAGAUGAUGGUGGAGUACCUAUUAAGGAAUAUGUCGUUGAAAAGAUGGAUACGGCAACAGGAAAAUGGGUUCGAGUUGGCAGAUCUCCUGGAGAGAAGGAACCACCAAGUUUUGAUGUAACCGGCUUGAAUCCCGGAUCAGAGUACAUGUUCCGCGUUUCCGCCGUUAACGAAGAAGGCGAAUCUGAGCCCCUAACUACUUUGGUAGGCGUUGUGGCAAAGGAUCCAUUCGAUGAGCCUAACAAACCAGGAACGCCCGAAGUUACUGAUUAUGAUAAUCAAAGUGUGACUUUGAAAUGGACAGCACCCAAUAAUGACGGAGGAGCCCCGAUUCUGAAAUACAUAAUUGAGAAAAAAGAUAAAAAUAAACCCGAUUGGGAGAAAGCCCUAGAAAUACCGGGAGACCAACUUGAAGCCACAGUCGCAGGUCUUCAGGAGUACGGAGAGUAUCAGUUUCGUGUUGUAGCAGUCAACAAAGCCGGACUCUCGCCCCCAUCAGAUGCUAGUGUUCCUCAAAUUGUUAAGUACAAAAAAUUAAAACCUCGUAUAGACCGAACAAACUUAAAGCCUUUGUUGAUUCGCGCCGGAAAGCCAAUUAAGUAUGACAUCAAUGUUCGCGGUGAGCCUGCUCCCACAAUUACAUGGUAUCAAAAUGAUACAGAGCUUAAACCAGAAGCACUACCUAGCAAUAGCGAAAUCAAGAAUAUACCAUAUAACACAAAGAUUUCAAUUAUUGAUACACUUCGUAAACAUACUGGCAUCUACAAAAUAAAGGCUGUAAAUGAACAUGGCGAAGAUGAAGCUACAGUUGAAGUCAAUAUUCUAGCUCCUCCAGGCAAACCCAAAGGCCCAUUGGAUGUCAAAGAUAUUACAAAAGACAGCUGUAAGCUAAAAUGGAAAAAACCUGAAGAUGAUGGUGGGAAACCCAUUACAGCUUAUCAGGUUGAAAGGUUUGAUAAAAAUCAAGGUCGAUGGGUACCUGUCGGUAGAACUUCUGCUAAUGAUACCGAAUUUGAUGUCAAGGGUCUUCAAGAAGGCCAUGAGUAUCAGUUUCGUGUCAAGGCAAUCAAUGAAGAGGGGGAAUCCGAACCCCUGGAGACCGAUGGCAGUAUCAUAGCGAAAAAUCCCUAUGAUCCCGCUAGUAAGCCAGGUACACCUAACAUUAAGGACUACAACGAACAUAUGGUAAAAUUGAAGUGGGAAACACCCAAGUCUGAUGGAGGAGCUCCAAUCACUGGUUACAUUAUUGAAAAAAAAGAUAAGUUCUCCCCUAUGUGGGAUGAGAUAGUCAGCACCAAUACAUCCACCCCUGAAGCAAUCGUUGAAGGUCUCAACGAAGGCAAUGUUUACCAGUUUCGAGUGCGUGCAGUUAAUAAAGCUGGUCCCAGCGAGCCGAGCGAUGCAACGGAGCCUCAUUUGGCUAAGCCGAGAAAUCUAAAGCCAUCUAUAAACAGAGAAAAAAUGAAGGCAAUCAAGGUUCGCGCUGGGCAAACGGUAAAGUUUGAUGUGGAUGUUAAGGGAGAACCGGCACCUACUUUAACUUGGUUCAUAAAAGAAAGCGAGUUAACGCCCACCGGUCAAGUGCGCCUAGAAAAUGAAGACUACAAUACAAAACUGACAUUGCUAGAUACGUCACGCAAACAAAGUGGCGAGUAUAAGCUACGAGCUGAAAAUAUAAAUGGCGUUGACGAAGCUGUGGUCGAAGUUAUUAUUUUGGAUAAGCCUUCGAAGCCUGAAGGGCCACUUGAAGUCUCAGACAUACAUAAGGAAGGUUGCAAUCUUAUGUGGAAAAAACCGAAGGAUGAUGGAGGUGUUCCGAUUACUGGCUAUGUAGUAGAAAAAAUGGAUACAGCCACUGGAAAAUGGUUACCGGCCGGUUCGGUUGAUCCAGAAAAAACGGAUAUUGAGAUUAAGGGUUUGGAUCCAAAUCAUCGGUACCAAUUUAGAGUUAAGGCUGUAAACGAGGAGGGCGAAUCAGAACCUCUAGAAACUGAAUCAGCCAUUACUGCUAAAAAUCCAUUCGAUGUGUCUGCUCCACCUGGCCUACCUGAGUUUGAAGACUGGGAUGAGCAUCACGUCAAACUUAAAUGGGAACCACCAAUUCGAGAUGGCGGCUCUCCUAUUACCAACUAUAUAAUCGAAGUAAUGGAUAAGGAUUCAGGCGAAUUUGUAAAAGCCGUUGAAACAGAUAGUCCAGUUUGUAAAGGCGUUGUUAAGAAGCUUGAAGAAGGACAGCAAUACAAAUUUAGGGUUCGUGCCGUUAACAAGGCUGGCCCAUCUGAUCCAUCCGAGCAGACUAACUGGCACACAGCCAAACCGCGAUUUUUGAAACCUCAUAUUGACCGAACCAACUUGAAACCUGUAACCGUUAAAACUGGGCUUUCAAUAAGUUUGGACAUUAGCAUCAAAGGAGAACCAGCUGCGAAAGUUGAAUGGUUAUUUAAUGCAUUACCCCUAACAAGCAACGAGGAUAGUGUGAAAAUUGAUAAUGUUGACUACAACACUAAAUUCUUCGUAAUGCGUGCCCAAAGAUGUCAAAGUGGUAAAUACUUAAUUAAAGCUACAAACGAAGUUGGUGAAGACGAAGCAGAACUGGAAGUCACCGUUUUGGGUAAGCCGGGAAAGCCCAAAGGUCCCCUUCAAGUCAAUGAUAUAACGAAACACAGCUGCAAGCUCAAGUGGGAAAAACCAGAUGAUGAUGGCGGCACUCCUAUCGACUAUUAUGAAAUAGAAAAACUUGAUCCACACACUGGUCAAUGGUUACCGUGUGGAAAGAGUACAGAGCCUGAAGCGAAAGUAAUUGGUCUUCAUGAAGGAAAACCAUAUAAGUUUAGAGUAAGAGCUGUAAAUAAAGAAGGGGAGUCUGAGGAUUUGGAAACAGAUAAACCAAUCAUUGCGAAAAAUCCAUUUGAUGAACCUGACAAACCUGGCAGACCUGAACCUACAAAUUGGGAUAGAGAUUUUGUUGACUUAGCUUGGGAUCCACCAAAGAACGAUGGCGGCGCACCAAUCCAAAAAUAUAUUAUUCAAAUGCGGGAUAAGUCAGGACGCGCAUGGGUUGACGCUGCUACUGUACCAGGAGAUAAGAGCAGUGGUACCGUUACCGGCGUAGAAGAGGGCCAUGAGUACGAAUUCCGCAUUGUUGCCGUCAACAAGGCAGGACCCAGUGACCCCAGCGACGUCUCAAAAACAGUGGUGGCUAAACCUCGUUUCUUAAAGCCACACAUUGACCGCAAGAAUCUGCAAAAAAAAGUAAUGCGCAGUGGACAAAUGCUUCAUAUGGACGCUGCAGUUAAAGCUGAACCUCCAGCUAAAAUAACAUGGACUUGCAACGGAACUGAAAUCAAAACUUCAGACAACAUAAAAAUAGAAAAUGAAGACUAUAAAACCACAUUUAUAAUACCAAAGGUGAAGCGCACUGAUCGAGGCGUAUACAUCGUUACGGCCAAAAAUGAUUCGGGUUCAGACACCGUAGAAGUAGAGCUAGAGGUGCUUUGCAAGCCAAGUAUUCCAAAAGGACCGUUGGCUAUAUCUGACGUAACGGCUGAAAGCGUUCAUUUGAAAUGGGAAAAGCCUGAAGAUGAUGGCGGAGAGCCAAUCGAACAAUAUGUCGUCGAACGAAUGGAUACGGAAACAGGUCGAUGGGUACCUGUUCUUACAACUAAGACACCUAAAGCCGAUGUUACAGGCCUUACAGAAGGCAAGGAAUAUCUUUUUAGAGUGAAAGCAGUCAAUUCGGAAGGCGAAUCCGAGCCCUUGGUAGCAGAUAUUCCUACAAAAGCGAAGAAUCCCUUCGAUGCUGCCGACACUCCAGGAAAGCCGCAAAUCACUGAUUGGUCUGCUAACCAUUGUGAUCUUAAGUGGAGGGCUCCGGAAGAUGAUGGCGGAGCAUCUAUCACCGGCUAUAUACUGGAAAAGAAGGACCCCAAUACAGGAAAAUGGCAAAAGGCUCUUGAAACAAAUACACCCGAUUGCAAGGCCCGCGUAAAUGACUUAAUCGCUGGCAAUAAAUACCAGUUCAGAGUUAAGGCAGUUAAUAAGGCAGGAAAGAGCAAGCCCUCAGAACCAUCGGACCAAAUGAUAGCAAAGGAUCGAUUUGCACCACCCAAAAUUGAUAGAACCAACAUUAAGGAUAUUACCAUAAAGGCUGGACAACACAUUCGAUAUGACAUUAAAGUUUCUGGAGAACCUCCGGCAACUAAAACUUGGCUUCAUAAUAAAGCCCGCCUUGAUAAAGACGAUAGUGACUACAAUAUUGACAUGGAGUCAUAUCGCACAAAACUGGCAGUCCCAUUUUCAAAGCGAUUUCAUUCAGGAAAAUAUACGCUUAAGGCGGAGAAUGAAUCUGGACGCGAUGAGGCUUCAUUUGAAGUCAUUGUGUUAGAUAAGCCGGGGAAGCCAGAGGGACCUCUACGAAUCACAGAUGUGCACAAGGAAGGGUGCAAGCUUAAGUGGAAUGCUCCCAUAGACGAUGGAGGUUUACCAAUAGAGCACUACAUUGUUGAAAAAAUGGACGUCGAAAGCGGCCGAUGGCUGCCAUCAGGUCGCUUUAAGGAACCUUUCGCAGAGUUAAAUAACUUGGAGCCUGGCCAUGAAUACAAGUUUCGGGUACUCGCUGUAAAUACUGAAGGUGAAUCUGAACCAUUAACUGGAGAACAGUCUAUAAUAUCGAAGAAUCCAUUUGAUGAGCCCGGAAAGCCAGGAACUCCGGAAGUAGUAGACUGGGAUAAAGAUCAUGUGGAUUUGGUAUGGAAGCCACCGAUUAACGAUGGUGGAUCUCCAAUUACUGGUUACAUUGUUGAAAAACGUGAAAAAAGUAAUGACAAGUGGAUAAAGGGGACGGAAAUUCCAGCUCCCGGCUUUGGAGAGGAGUGCAAAGCUUCCGUACCAAACCUAAAUGAGAAUUGUGAAUACGAAUUCCGCAUCAAAGCAAUUAAUGCUGCUGGACCUGGUGAACCCUCAGAUGCUAGCAAACCUAUUAUUACAAAGCCAAGAAAGUUGGCGCCCAAGAUUGAUCGUAAAAAUAUUCGAACUUAUAACGUCAAGGCUGGAGAACCAAUAUUCUUGGAUAUAAAUGUCUGUGGAGAACCCGCACCGGAUGUUACUUGGAACCAAAACAACAAGUCUAUUCAGGCAACUUCAGUUAGCCAUAUAGAGAAUAUUCCAUAUAACACAAAAUACAUAAAUAAAAAUCCUGAACGGAAAGACACAGGACUCUAUAAAAUUUCUGCCCAUAACCUCUAUGGUCAAGACCAAGUGGAGUUCCAAAUCAAUAUUAUUACUAAACCUAGCAAGCCUGAAGGUCCUUUAGAGGUAUCAGAUGUGCACAAAGGUGGUUGUAAGCUUAAGUGGAAAAAGCCUAAGGACGAUGGAGGUGAACCAAUAGAGAGUUACUUAGUUGAGAAAUUCGACCCAGAUACGGGUAUUUGGUUGCCUGUUGGCAAAACUGAUGUACCAGAAUACAACGUGGAGGGUCUAAUUCCAGGCCAUGAGUAUAAGUUCCGGGUAAAAGCUGUAAACAAAGAGGGUGAAUCGGAACCAUUGGAAACUUUGGGUUCAAUUACUGCAAAGGAUCCCUUUACCGCUCCGUCGAAGCCUGGUGUUCCUGAACCUACCGACUGGACUGCAAAUAAAGUAGAACUUACCUGGCCAGAACCUGCAAGUGAUGGAGGAUCGCCAAUCACUGGCUACAUAGUGGAGGUAAAAGAUAAGUACAGCCCUCUUUGGGAGAAAGCGCUAGAAACCAACUCUCCAACUCCCAUGGCGACUGUUCAAGGUCUUAUCGAAGGAAAUGAAUAUCAAUUUCGAGUAGUUGCUUUGAAUAAGGGAGGUCAAUCGGAGCCUUCGGAUCCAAGCAAAGUUCUUAUAGCCAAACCACGUUAUCUUGCUCCCAAGAUAGACCGUAGAAAUCUUCGUGAUAUAACGUUAUCGUCCGGAACCGCUCUUAAAUUAGAUGCAAAUAUAACGGGCGAGCCUGCCCCAAAAGUGGAGUGGAAGUUCUCAAACUACCACUUGCAAUCAGGAAAAAAUGUGACCAUCGAUAGUCCUGACUACUAUACGAAAUUAGUUAUUCGACCAACGCAUAGGAGUGACUCUGGAGAAUAUUUGGUCACAGCCACUAAUAGUUCUGGAAAAGAUAGCGUACUUGUAAAUGUGGUUAUCACAGAUAAGCCCACACCUCCUAACGGGCCCCUACAAAUAUCCGAUGUACAUAAGGAAGGCUGUCACCUUAAAUGGAAGCGUCCCAGUGACGAUGGUGGAAUUCCAAUUGAGUAUUUCCAAAUUGACAAAUUAGAUCCCGAAACUGGAUGCUGGAUUCCCUCUUGUCGUUCAACCGAACCCCAAGUGGAUGUUACAGGUCUUACGCCUGGAAACGAAUAUAAGUUCCGAGUAUCAGCUGUAAAUGCGGAAGGUGAGUCGCAGCCCUUGGUUGGUGAGGAAACAAUAAUAGCUAAAAAUCCAUUUGAUGAACCUGGCAAGCCCGAAAACCUUAAAGCAACUGAUUGGGAUAAGGACCACAUUGACUUGGCGUGGACUCCACCACUGGCUGAUGGUGGAUCUCCCAUUUCUGGUUAUAUUGUUGAAAAGAAAGAUAAAUAUGGUAAAUGGGAAAAGACCCUUGAGGUUCCAGCUGAUCAAUGCAAAGCCACUGUUUCUGAUCUUGUCGAAGGCCAAGCUUAUGAGUUCAGAGUUUCUGCGGUCAACGCUGCUGGAACUGGAGAGCCAUCUGAUGCCACUCCUUCGAUAGUUGCCAAGGCUCGCAACAAGCCACCUAUUAUAGAUAGAUCAAACCUUAUUGAAGUGCGUAUUAAAGCUGGACAGGCAUUUACAUUCGACUGCAAGGUAUCUGGAGAGCCAGCGCCUAAAACUAAGUGGCUGCUUAAGAAAAAAGAGUUGUAUUCAACAGACAAUAUUAAGGUUACUAAUGUAGACUACAAUACAAAACUAAAGGUUACUGCUGCGACCCGAUCUAACUCAGGUGUAUACACAGUUCAUGCAGAAAAUGCAAAUGGAGAAGACAGGGCAGAAGUUAAAGUAACUGUGAUCGAUAAACCUUCAGCGCCAAACGGACCUCUUGCAGUUGAUGAGGUAAAUGCCGAGUCUUGCUCUCUGCACUGGAGUCCACCAGACGAUGACGGUGGGCAACCAAUAGAUAACUACGUCGUUGAGAAAUUGGAUGAAGCAACAGGUCGUUGGGUACCAGCUGGGGAGACUGAAGGACAAACUACAACCCUUAAGGUAAAAGGACUUACCCCAGGUCACAAAUACAAAUUUCGAGUGCGGGCCAAAAAUCGUCAAGGAACUUCAGAUCCACUCACGACAGCACAAGCCAUUCAGGCCAAAAAUCCGUUUGACGAACCUACAAAACCUGGUACUCCAACAAUAAAAGACUUCGACACAGACUUCGUUGAUUUGGAAUGGAAUAGACCAGAGAGUGAUGGUGGAUCUCCUAUCUCUGGGUACAUAAUUGAGAAGCGGGACAAGUACUCUCCCGAUUGGGAAAAGUGUGCUGAGGUCAGUGACGACAUUACCAAUGCUCAUGUUCCCGAUCUAAUUGAAGGCGUUAAAUACGAGUUCCGUGUUAGAGCAGUAAAUAAGGCCGGUCCAGGUAUCCCCAGUGAUCCAAGUAAACCCCAUCUUGCUCGACCCAAAAACAUGCCACCAAAGAUAGACCGAAACUUCAUGUCCGAUAUCAAAAUAAAAGCUGGUAAUAUAUUCGAGUUUGAUGUACCAGUUACUGGUGAGCCUUUUCCAAGCAAAGAAUGGACUCACGAAGGAAAUAUGAUCAUAAACACAGAUCGAGUAAAAAUUUCCAAUUAUGAUGACCGCACCAAGGUACGAAUACUUGAUGCAAAACGAUCCGAUACAGGAGAUUAUACUUUAAUAGCUCGUAACAUAAAUGGUAUUGAUAGGCACACCGUCAAAGUUACUGUUCUGGAUGUGCCAAGUGUACCGGAAGGCCCAUUACGCAACGGUGAUAUAACCAAAAACUCUAUAGUGCUGCGUUGGCGGCCACCAAAGGAUGACGGCGGUUCAGAAAUAACGCAUUAUAUUGUGGAAAAAAUGGAUAAUGAUGCCAUGCGAUGGGUGCCUGUUGGUGAUUGUACUGAUACCGAAAUUCGAGCUGAUAAUUUGAUCGAAAAUCAUGACUACAGCUUUAGAGUAAGAGCUGUUAACAAGCAAGGCCAAUCCCAACCACUUACGACCUCUCAACCAAUAACUGCAAAAGAUCCCUUUUCACAUCCAGACAAGCCUGGUCAACCGCAAGCUGUAGAUUGGGGUAAAAAUUUUGUGGACUUGGAGUGGGCCGCUCCGAAGAGAGAUGGCGGGGCACCUAUUUCUUCAUAUAUAGUUGAAAAAAGACCGAAGUUUGGUCAGUGGGAACGCGCUGCUAUUGUGCCUGGGGAAGAAUGUAAGGCCCACAUACCUGAACUUACAGAAGGUGGGGAAUAUGAAUUCCGUAUAAUUGCUGUAAACCGAGGAGGGCCUAGCGAUCCAUCAGAUCCAUCUAGCACUAUUAUUUGCAAGCCACGUUUUCUUGCACCAUUCUUUGACAAGUCUCUUUUAAAUGACAUUACGGUCCAUGCUGGAAAGCGUUUGGGAUGGUCAUUACCAAUCGAGGCAUCUCCUAAACCAUCUAUCAAAUGGCUAUUCAAUGGAAAAGAAAUAGUUUCGAGUACGCGCGGAGAGUCUAAUCUUUUCCAAAACGAAUUAACUUUUGAAAUUCCUUCGUCACUUAGAAGUGAUGAAGGUCGUUAUACGUUAAUGCUAAAGAAUGAGCAUGGAUCAUUUGAUGCAUCUGCUCACGCGACUGUUUUGGAUAGACCAUCACCACCGAAGGCUCCGCUGGAUAUAACAAAGAUUACAAGAGACGGAUGCCACCUAGCCUGGACUGUUCCAGAAGAUGAUGGCGGUUCGCCCAUUUUGCACUAUAUUAUAGAGAAAAUGGACUUGUCCCGAAGCACUUGGUCCGAUGCUGGCAUGAGCACUCAUACUGUUCAUGAUGUAACCCGUCUUGUUCAUAAAAAAGAGUAUUUGUUUCGAGUUAAGGCCGUUAAUGCAAUUGGGGAAUCUGAUCCUUUGGAAGCUGAAAAGAGUAUAAUUGCUAAAAAUGAGUUUGAUGAGCCUGAUGCACCUGGAAAACCAAUUAUUACUGAUUGGGAUCGUGACCAUGUUGACUUGCAAUGGCCUGUGCCAAAAAGCGAUGGCGGAGCUCCCAUAUUGGAAUACAUUAUACAGAAAAGGGAAAAGAACAGCCCUUACUGGUCUAACGUAUUGCAUGUUCCGUCAAGCAAAAACACAGCCACAGUUCCAGAGCUAACCGAAGGUCAGGAGUAUGAAUUUAGAGUGAUUGCUGUUAAUCAAGCAGGGCAGUCUGAGCCGUCAGAGCCGUCUGAUAUGAUUAUGGCCAAACCACGGUACCUGCCACCAAAAAUAAUUACUCCACUUAAUGAAAUACGCAUCAAAUGUGGUCUUAUAUUCCACACAAAUAUUGAUUUUAUCGGUGAACCGGCACCAGAAGCAACAUGGACACUUAAUACUAAUCCGCUUAAAUCAAAUGAAAGAUCUACUAUUACAUCGAUUGGUCACCACACCGUAGUACACACUGUUAAUUGCCAAAGAUCAGAUUCCGGAAUCUACCACUUACUUUUGCGUAAUAGUUCAGGAAUUGAUGAAGGCAGCUUUGAACUUAUAGUACUCGACCGCCCAGGACCCCCAGAUGGUCCAAUGGAGUAUGAAGAAAUAACGGCAAACUCUGUGACUAUUUCUUGGAAACCCCCUAAAGAUAAUGGAGGAUCUGAAAUAUCGUCCUAUAUUAUUGAAAAACGAGAUCUGACGCAUGGCGGUGGGUGGGUACCCGCAGUAAAUUAUGUCAAUGCUAAAUACAACCAUGCCGUUGUCCCCAGACUAUUGGAGGGAACAAAAUAUGAAUUUAGAGUGAUUGCCGAAAACCUACAAGGGCGCUCUGAUCCACUUACAUCCGACCAACCAGUAGUUGCCAAAAAUCAAUACACAGUACCAGGUGCACCGGGAAAACCAGAAUUAACCGACAGCGAUAAGGAUCACAUUUCAAUAAAAUGGAAACAACCAAUAAGUAAUGGAGGAUCCCCCAUAAUUGGCUAUGACAUUGAACGCCGUGACAUUAACACAGGCCGAUGGAUUAAAAUAAAUGGUCCACCAGUUGCCACCACUGAAUACCAAGACGACAGAGUAUCACAAAACCAUCAAUAUCAAUAUAGAAUAUCCGCAGUUAACGCAGCUGGUAACGGAAAGACUUCCGAACCAUCGAGCACAUUUGAUGCUCGGCCACUGCGUGAAAAGCCAAGACUUUAUUUGGAUGGUAUUACAGGAAGACGUAUUAAGGUUCGUGCAGGGGAGCCUGUUAACUUAAAUAUACCUAUAUCUGGAGCUCCCACGCCUACAAUUGAAUGGAAACGAGGCGAUAGCAAGUUGGAGGAAAGUAAACGCGUAUCGUAUGAGACUAACUCUGAGCGUACUGUAUUCCGCAUAGACGAUUCAAACAGGCAUGAUUCUGGAAAGUACACCUUAACUGCCAUUAAUGAGUUUGGCAAGGAUACGGCUGACAUUGAAGUGAUUGUCGUGGAUAAGCCAUCGCCGCCUGAAGGACCAUUAACUUAUACUGAUAGCUCCCCAGAUCACAUCUCUUUGCAAUGGUACCCUCCCAAAGACGAUGGAGGCAGCGACAUAAGCGGUUAUAUCAUCGAGUUAACUGAGCUUGGCGUAGAUGACUGGAAGCCAGUACCAGGCUACUGUCCUAAGACGAACUACACCGUAAAGGGUCUAACAGAAGGAAAGAAAUAUAUUUUCCGUGUAAGGGCUGAAAAUAUCUAUGGAGCCUCCGAAGCUCUUGAAGGUAAACCGGUAUUGGCCAAGUCGCCUUUUGAUCCUCCUGGGGCACCAUCUCAGCCAACAAUUGCUGCUUAUACGCCGAGCUCGGCUAGCUUAGAAUGGCAUCCACCAGACUAUUGUGGUGGUAAGCCAAUAACUGGGUACAUUGUUGAGCGACGAGAACGCGGUGGUGAAUGGAUUAAGUGCAACAAUUAUCCAACGCCAAAUACAUCAUAUACUGUUCCCGAUCUUCGGGACGGAGCUCGUUAUGAGUUCCGCAUAAUCGCUGUGAAUGAGGCUGGACCUGGCCAACCAUCAAAGCCCUCUGAUCCAAUAACUGCUGAGCAUCAACGCUAUCGUCCAGAUCCACCCGAACCACCAAAGCCAGAUCGUAUUUUCAAGGAUAGUGUCACAUUAUCUUGGCGGCCACCCCGCAAUGAUGGAAAAUCUAGAAUCAGAGGUUAUUAUAUCGAAGUGCGUCCCAAAAACGAAAAGGAUUGGAAACUGAUUAACGAAUUACCCAUUAAUUCAACCGUAUACACAGUACCAAACCUUAAGGAAGGAGAAGAAUAUUCAUUCCGCGUUAUCGCUGAAAACGAAGUUGGAAGAUCAAAUCCAUCUAAGCCUUGUCAGCCCAUUAGAAUUGAGGAACAACCAAACAAGCCUUGCAUGGAGUUGGGAGGCGUUCGAGAUAUAGUGUGCCGAGCUGGGGACGAUUUUAGCAUUCAUAUCCCCUACGUAGCUUUCCCCAAGCCUUGCGCCUUUUGGUAUUCCAAUGACAGUGUUUUGAAUGACGAUAAUCGUUUGCAUCAGCAUUUGACUGAUGAUGCCGCAUCGUUUGUCGUGAAGAACUCGAAGCGUUCAGAUUCAGGUCAAUAUCGACUCCAGUUAAAGAACCCAUCAGGUUUUGAUACUGCUACCAUAAAUGUUAAGGUUUUGGAUAGACCAUCUCCACCAACCCACUUACGUGCUGAUGAAUUCGCUGGAGAUUCUCUAACAUUGUAUUGGAAUCCACCAAAAGAUGACGGUGGAUCUCCUAUACAAAACUACAUUAUUGAAAAGAAAGAAGCUCGUUCUUCUACAUGGACUAAAGUAAGCAGCUUCUGCACAGUUCCGUUUGUCAGAAUUCGAAACCUUGUAAUUAACAAAGAGUAUGACUUCCGAGUGAUAGCUGAGAACAAAUAUGGCCAAUCCAAUCCGACCAACACGUCGGAGCCUAUACGUGCGAGGCAUCCCUUUGAUGUUCCUAAUACUCCUGGUAUACCUCAUGGCAUUGACUCCACAGAAGAUAGUAUAACGAUAGCGUGGUCGAAACCAAAACAUGAUGGCGGUUCUCCUAUAACCGGCUACGUUAUAGAAAAACGAUUGCUAAGCGAUGACAAAUGGACCAAAGCAGUUCAUGCUCUUUGUCCAGAUCUUACUUGUAAAAUACCAAACUUAAUUGAAAAUGCUGAAUACGAGUUCAGAGUAGCUGCAGUUAAUGCUGCCGGACAAUCCGCUUAUAGCGGUUCCAGCGAUCUCAUCUUCUGCCGCCGUCCACCGCAUGCACCAAAAAUAACAUCCGAUUUAUCGAUUCGUGAUAUGACUGUAAUUGCAGGAGAUGAAUUCCAUAUAACCGUACCUUAUCACGCAAAUCCACGGCCAACGCCGUCAUGGAGUGUGAAUGGUCUCCAAGUCACUCCCGACGAGCGAAUAAGAUUUGAUUCGGACGAUUAUUCUUCAGUUUAUUAUAAUAAAUCAGCUAAACGAAGUGAGUCUGGAUCGUACACGAUCACACUUACCAACAACAAGGGUUCAGAUACGGCAUCAUGUCAUGUCACGGUGGUAGACAGACCAGGACCACCUCAGGGUCCCUUAAAUGCCUACGAUAUUACUCCAGACACAUGCACCCUGGCUUGGAAAACUCCUUUAGAUGAUGGUGGUUCUCCAAUAACAAAUUAUGUCGUUGAAAAGUUGGACACUAGUGGCACAUGGGUGAAAAUCAGUAGUUUUGUUCGUAACACUCACUACGAUGUCAUGGGCUUGGAACCUCAACACAAGUACCACUUCCGUGUAAGAGCAGAAAAUCAAUACGGGUUGUCAGAUCCUCUGGACAUUGCCGAGCCUAUUGUUGCGAAACAUCAAUUUACAGUGCCGGAUGAACCUGGUCAACCAAAGGUGAUUGACUGGGACUCUGGAAAUGUCACAUUGAUUUGGACUCGACCAGCUAGUGAUGGGGGAUCCCGAAUUCAAGGUUAUCAAAUUGAAUAUCGAGACAUUGUUAACGACUCUUCGUGGAAUACAUAUGACUACCUAAUAAAGGACACUAAAUACCAACUGUACAAUUUAGCUAACGGCAGCGAAUACGAAUUCCGUAUAAAGGCAAAGAACGCGGCUGGAUUGAGUAAGCCUUCCCCACCGUCUCUAAGGUUUAAAUUAAAAGGAAAAUUCAAUGUGCCUUCACCGCCUGGAACGCCGCAAGUCACAAGGGUCGGCAAAAACUAUGUCGACUUGAAAUGGGAAAAACCAUUAAGAGAUGGGGGCUCUCGUAUUACCGGCUACAUUAUUGAACGAAGGGACAUCGGUGGAGCCGUAUGGGUAAAGUGUAAUGAUUACAAUGUUUUAGACACCGAAUACACGGUUAUUAACCUGAUCGAGAUGGGGGACUACGAAUUCCGUAUAUUUGCUGUCAAUUCCGCCGGACGCUCGGAACCUAGCUUAUGUACGAUGCCAAUCAAAAUUUGCGAGGUACUUGGUGGCGAAAAACCCGAAUGGAUCACCCGACUUCAAGACAGAGUAGCACCUUUUGGCAAGGAUUACACACUGCAGUGUGCCGCCUCAGGUAAACCUAGCCCAACAGCUAGAUGGCUUAGAAAUGGAAAAGAAAUUCAAAUGGGUGGCGGAAGAAUUACGUGCGAUAGUAAGGACGGGCACUUCCGAUUGCAUAUAUCUAAUGUACAAACUGGUGACGACGGUGACUAUACAUGUGAGGCAAUUAAUUCCCUUGGGUUUGUUCAUACCUCAGGUUAUCUUAAAAUUGGAUCACCACCAAUCAUAAACAGAUGUCCCAAUGAACUUUACUUACCCGAAGGAGACAAUACAAAGAUCAAGGUUUACUACUCAGGUGACCAGCCACUGACUGUGAUAUUAAAGAGAAACAAUGAAGUUAUAUCCGAGGUUAAUGAUGAAACGCAUAUUAAGUUAAACGUCUUUGACGAUUAUGUAGCAAUUUGUAUUCGUGAUAUUGUAAAAAGUGACGCUGGCCAAUAUCAAAUAGAAUUCACUAACGAUUCUGGUAGUGCCACGGCGCAUUUUGAUGUACGGAUCACUGGUUUACCUUCAGCGCCCACAGGACCAAUGGGGAUAUCGUUCAUUAACAAAAACUCUUGUACUUUGGCGUGGCGUCCGCCUUCCUACGAUGGUGGCCUUAAAGUUACUCACUACGUGGUGGAGCGGAAGGAUUUAUCAUCACCGCACUGGAUAACAGUUUCCAGCACCUGUAAAGAUACCUCCUUUAACGUACAAGGUCUUAUCGAGAACCAAGAAUAUAUUUUCCGUGUGAUAGCUGUAAAUGAGAACGGAAUGGGUCCACCACUGGAAGGCUUAAACCCUAUUCGAGCUAAGGCACCAAUUGACCCUCCAUCGCCACCAGGAAUUCCUAAAAUUACUGAAAUUGGAGGAGACUUUGUGCAUUUGGAAUGGAGCAAACCGGAAUCGGAUGGCGGUGCGCACAUUCAAGGCUAUUGGAUCGAUAAACGUGAAGUAGGCAGCGACACUUGGCAGCGUGUAAAUGCUACCAUCUGUGCACCCAAUCAAAUAAACUGUAUCAAUCUGAUCGAAGGUCGGCAAUACGAGUUUCGAAUCUUCGCUCAGAAUGUAGCAGGACUCUCAAAGGAAUCCACUGCCUCCCAAGCGGUCAAGAUAAUAGAUCCAAAGGCGGCUUCGCCUCCAUUGAUUGUGAAACCGCUACGCGAUGCCAAUUGCAUUCAGAAUCAUAACGCCCAAUUCACAUGCACAAUAAGUGGGGUUCCUAAACCAACAAUAUCCUGGUAUAAGGGAGCUCGUGAAAUAAGUAACGGUGCGCGUUAUCAUAUGUACUCAGAAGGCGACAAUCACUUCCUAAAUAUCAACGACGUAUUCGGCGAAGACGCUGAUGAAUAUGUCUGCCGCGCUGUGAACAAAGCUGGAGCAAAAUCGACAAGGGCGGCAUUGGCAAUUAUGACUGCUCCAAAACUAAACGUUCCACCACGAUUCAGAGACACGGCUUACUUCGAUAAAGGUGAAAAUGUUGUAAUCAAAAUUCCCUUUACUGGCUUCCCUAAACCACGUAUAAACUGGAUAAGGGAAGGUGAAAAUAUCGAGUCUGGUGGUCACUACACUGUGGAAGUGAAAGAACGACACGCUGUUCUUAUAAUCCGGGAUGGAUCGCGCUUGGACUCGGGGCCUUAUAGGAUAACAGCUGAGAAUGAGCUUGGUUCGGAUACAGCCGUAAUUAAAGUUCAAAUUAGUGAUCGUCCAGAUCCGCCGCGAUUCCCAUCAAUUGAAAGUAUUGGAACUGAUUCCUUAUCUCUUAGUUGGAAAGCACCUGUCUGGGAUGGUGGUAGUGACAUAACGAAUUACUACGUAGAGCGUCGUGAGCAUCCAUUAUGUUCGUGGCUACGGGUUGGAAAUACUCGGUUUACUUCUAUGGCAGUUAGUGGUUUAACUUCAGGAAAAGAGUAUGAUUUCCGCAUAUUUGCUGAUAAUGUUUAUGGACGAUCUGAACCUUCAGACCCUAGCAGUCUAAUCAAGACAAAGGAGUCUAUUAAAAAGAAACCAAAAGAACGUAAAUUGGAAACCGAUGCAAAUGGCAAAAAAAUUCGCGGUAAAGCAGAUGGCCCAAUUAAAGACUAUGAUUCAUAUGUGUUUGACAUUUAUUCAAAGUUCGUUCCGCAACCUGUUGAGAUCUCUCAGCAAAGUGUUUACGAUAAGUAUGAUAUCCUUGAAGAAAUAGGUACGGGUGCUUUUGGUGUGGUGCACCGUUGUCGUGAAAGAAGCACUGGAAAUAUUUUUGCUGCUAAGUUUAUUCCAGUAUCACAUUUAGUUGAGAAAGACCUUAUUCGCCGGGAAAUAGAUAUCAUGAAUCAGCUGCACCAUCAAAAACUUAUUAACCUGCACGACGCUUUUGAGGACGAUGAUGAAAUGGUUUUAAUACUUGAAUUCUUAUCUGGAGGCGAAUUAUUUGAACGCAUUACCGCAGAGGGCUACGUGAUGACGGAAGCUGAAGUUAUAAACUAUAUGAGGCAAAUUUGCGAGGGCAUCAGGCAUAUGCACGAGAAAAAUAUUAUACAUCUGGAUAUAAAGCCAGAGAACAUUAUGUGCCAUACUCGUUCAAGCACAAAUGUAAAGCUUAUCGACUUCGGAUUAGCGACAAGGCUAGAUCCAAAUGAAGUUGUCAAAAUUACAACCGGUACGGCAGAGUUCGCUGCACCGGAGAUCGUUAACAGAGAGCCCGUCGGUUUCUAUACUGAUAUGUGGGCCACCGGAGUACUGGCAUAUGUUCUGUUAAGCGGAUUAUCACCUUUCGCUGGUGAUAACGAUGUCCAAACACUCAAAAAUGUUAAGGCAUGCGAUUGGGAUUUCGAUUUAGAAUCAUUUAAAUACAUAUCUGAAGAGGGUAAAGAUUUUAUAAGAAAAUUGCUUGUUGCCAACAAAGAAAAGCGUAUGACUGCACACGAAUGUCUUCUGCAUCCUUGGCUUACUGGAGAUCACAGGUCUAUGACACGGGCAAUUAACCGUGAUCGUUAUCUCGCCUACCGUGAAAAACUUAGAAAGAAAUAUGAAGAUUUUGAGAGAUAUCUGUUGCCAAUCGGACGCCUAUCAGAAUACUCAUCUCUGAGAAAGUUGCUUAUGGAGAAAUAUAAAAUACAUGACGCCGUUUUCGAUCGUCGUCAAGCAGCGCCACGUUUUGUGAUUCGACCAUCGUCCCAGUUCUGCUACGAGGGUCAAAGCGUGAAGUUCUACUGCCGGUGCAUUGCCAUUGCUACUCCCACUCUUACCUGGUCUCACAAUAAUAUUGAGUUGCGGCAGAGUGUCAAGUUUAUGAAGCGCUAUACUGGGGAUGACUACUACUUUGUCAUCAACCGAGUUAAGUUAGAUGAUCGAGGAGAAUAUAUUAUUCGUGCAGAAAAUCACUAUGGCUCCAGAGAAGAAGUCGUCUUCCUGAAUGUUCAGCCCUUACCAAAAGAACAGCCACGGUAUCGAACGGAAUCAACUCCGGUUCGCAGACGUGAACCGUUGCCGUACACUUUCUGGCAAGAAGAGUCCGAGACGGCGCCCAGUUUCACAUUCCUUUUGCGGCCACGCGUCAUGCAGGCCCGCGACACAUGCAAACUACUUUGUUGUUUGAGUGGCAAGCCAGUGCCUACUGUUAAGUGGUACAAGGACGGCAGAGAGCUCAGCAAAUAUGAGUAUGCGAUGACUCACUCUGAUGGAGUUGUCACCAUGGAAAUAAUCGACUGCAAGCCAUCCGAUUCAGGAAAAUACAGCUGUAAGGCAACAAACUGUCACGGAUCAGACGAAACAGAGUGUGUCGUGAUUGUUGAAGGAGAAUGGGUUACGCCUGAGCAGGCUCAACUUGCACACAAUUUCCUUUACUCAGGAGAUAGAAAAUAUAUAGAACAGCCAAUUAAGCCAGCGCCUCCACCAAUUGUAACAUCCCGCCAGUUUACCUCAUCUUCAAUCCAGAGCACAUCGGAAUCUAAGGCCGACCAAACCACUGUUUCCAACACAAGUUCUUCAAGCACUCAGAAUAGCAUUUCAAGCAAAAAGAAGUAUGCGUCUAAUAGUUUACAGGCCCCUGGAAGCCCGUCUAGAUCACGAAGUGCAACUAAAGAACUUAUACUUCCCCCAGAUGAUUCAUUAAUGUGUAAGCCAGAGUUUACGAAGCCCCUACACGAUCUAACUAUCCGUGACGGUGAACAGUUGAUUCUUACAUGUCACGUGAAAGGCGAUCCAGAGCCUCAAAUCACUUGGUCAAAGAAUGGGAAGUCGAUAUCAUCUUCUGAUAUUAUGGACUUAAAGUAUAAAAAUGGAAUUGCAACUUUAACCAUCAACGAAGUUUUCCCGGAGGACGAGGGAGUAUUUACUUGUACAGCCACAAAUUCUAUUCGUGCUGUGGAAACUAAAUGCAAACUAACAAUAAAGCCGCUGGAUAAGAGCUCUUCCAAACGAAAAGUAGUUUCCGGCGAUAAAGCGCCAAAAAUUGUAAGUCACUUGGAGUCGAGAUUUGUUAGGGAUGGCGACGCAGUUACCUUGGCCUGUCGCAUUAUUGGAGCUGAACACUUCGAUGUGGUAUGGUUGCACAAUAACAAAGAGAUAAAGCCAAGCAAGGAUUUCCAGUAUACCAACGAAGCCAAUAUAUACCGAUUGCAAAUCGCCGAAAUUUUCCCCGAAGAUGGCGGCACCUACACCUGCGAGGCCUUUAACGAUGUAGGCGAAUCGUUCAGUACCUGCACUAUAAAUGUAACAGUGCCUGGAGACGAGCCUAAGCAUCCGGCAUUUGUGAAAUUCCCCACAUCAGUUUCACUUCUUGAAGGAGAGGCUACCACAUUCGAGUGCGAAUUAGAUUCAGAGCUUCUUAAUUUGGUUUGGGUUAAAGAUGGCAAGCCCAUUGACGAAACUCUUUCACGAUACUCAUUUACAAAAGAUGACAACCGAUACGCUUUUACAGUUGCGAAAUGUAACAUGGACGAUGUUGGCCAAUACCAGGCGAAGGCCGUUGCCAGAAAGGGAGAAAGUAUAUGUGCAUUCUCGAUAAACGUUCACAACGCCGAUGCCUAAGCCAAUUUUGCAAGUUGUUAUAUUUAAUUAACCGACUACAUAAAAUGUGCAUAUAUAUUAUAUACAUAUGUAUUAGGAGUAUGCCAUAAUUAGACUGCUCAUGAAAAGUCGCUUUCAUCAUCCAAACAUCUAUACAUAUACAUAGGCGUUUAUGUAUAUAAAUAUAUGUAAAGUUUAUGCAUUUCAAGCAUAUCGUCCGAAAUCGCUCGAUAUGAGAUAUUCACGUGCAUCCACUUAACUCAAGCAUUAUAUGUAAAAUACUAUUAAACGCAAAAUAACGUAUAAGAACAAUUAAUCCAACUGUCUACCAUUACAAUUUUACAAUUGGCAAUGAACUCACAGAUACUGUUCGGUAAUGACAAAUCCUUCGCUGCUUGCGUGACUAAUGGCAUCCUCAACAAUAACAUCUAAAACAUUAGACAUUCAAGUAGUUGAUUAAUCGUUAAUUAUCGUACAAAGUUCUGUAUAACUUUCAAAAUAUAAAGACAAAUGUGAAAUAUGCGGGCGGUAAUUGACAAAAAAAUAAAUGUAACAUUUUCAAAAAAAAAA
Messenger RNA from Drosophila biarmipes, 27509 nucleotides. RefSeq names its product twitchin (gene bent). NCBI's taxonomy places the organism in Eukaryota, Metazoa, Arthropoda, Insecta, Diptera, Drosophilidae. The coding region runs from base 51 to 26960 and encodes 8969 amino acids. The transcript is spliced from 46 exons. The record is from RefSeq and is a predicted model, not a curated record. Gene Ontology annotation, biological process: protein phosphorylation. Gene Ontology annotation, molecular function: protein binding; protein kinase activity; ATP binding.